Messenger RNA from Boleophthalmus pectinirostris (great blue-spotted mudskipper), 4426 nucleotides. RefSeq names its product elastin microfibril interfacer 2a (gene emilin2a). Lineage: Eukaryota; Metazoa; Chordata; Actinopteri; Gobiiformes; Gobiidae. The record is from RefSeq and is a predicted model, not a curated record. Gene Ontology annotation, molecular function: protein binding. The transcript is spliced from 9 exons. Bases 90 to 3392 code for a protein of 1100 amino acids.
CGUGCUGGGUAUACGUGAACGCUGUACGCACGAAAAUAACAAACUAGGCUAGUGUUUAUAGUUAGAUAUUUAAGUUAUUUGUUAGGAGCAUGACUUACAGAUAUGGAGAGAUGGACGGGUGGCGUUGCUGGGCACUUUUCACUUUGCUUUUCAACUUGGAGCUGUCUUACGGCUCGCCAUCGUCCUAUGACCUCUUCCAGGGAAGCGCAUACACUGGAGCCGUGCACAGACACAGAAACAGAAACUGGUGCGCUUAUGUGGUUCAGAAAAACGUGAGCUGCGCCGUGCAAAGUGGCGUGGAGACGUACCAAGAGCCCGCGAUGCCCCGGUGCCCAGACUACCGCCCCGAGUGCCAGCCGCAAGUCACAUACGUAACACGUUUCCGACCGACUUACAAGAUUGCCUUCAAGAGAGUGACUGAUCUGGAGUGGAGAUGUUGCCCUGGUUUCACAGGUCAAGACUGUAAAGACAUGAAGCCAGUGAUGAAUCAACCAACUCACCCAGGGACCCAGGCUUUGAUACCACAAAACCCAGCAUACCCCAGGCAUACACAGAGGACAGAGCGCAGGGAAACAGGCCAGCAGGAGACGAGACAUGGUGGUCCAGAUAAGGUUCGUCAUUUGGAGGAUGAGGUUCAGCGUUUGUCUCAAACCGUUCUGGAUCUUCAGUCCACUCUGACGGGACUGACCAACAAUCUGAAAACUAACCUGGAGGACGACACCAAAAAAAUGCUAGUAACAUUAUUCAACAACAUGCGACCACCUGAAAACUCCACUACGCCAACGCAAGAGGAGAGUCCUGCAGUUUUGGAUGGACACCAGACCAACAGAGGAGGACUGGUUGGGGAUAAGGCGAUAGAGAAGAUAGUUGCAAGGUUGGAUGAUAUGAACAACGCCUUAAAAAGCAAAGACGAUGCAUUGGAAGAUUUAAAAGGAACCGUUUCUAGCCAUGAGGGGCAGCUACGUGUUCUUAUGGACGCAUCGCAAGCCCAAACGCCAUCUAUACCUGAAAUAGAUGUGGUCCAAACUUACAUUGACCGAAAACUCGACAAACUCAAGAAAGAGUUGAAUCAAAACAUGGAAGAACAGUUGGUGAAGCUUCAAGUCUCAUGUUACGACAAGAUCCAAACAGUGCAGAAGACUUGUGACGAUCAAGCUACGACUAUAGGCAGGCUUGUAGAAGUUAAAGAGGCUGAUCUGAGGAAGGAGAUACGAGCACUGCGUUUAGAGCUGGCCGCGAACGAUGGACCCGUAAGAACACAAAGGCAAACUGAAGGAGCUAAAGACGAGGACAAAGACCAUAAAGCCUUGUGGAGGGAGAUCGAUCGUAUAGCAGAGGCCCACCGAAUACUGAAUGUACGUAUUGACAACGAACUGGCGCACCUGUCCAGCCAAGAUGGAAGCAGUGAUGUUUACACGUUGAUCGAGGAGUUGGAGGCACGGGUCAACAUCACAGAACAAAACGCCGAAACGCAUUGCUUUUACAUCGAGGAAAAGUUGACGCGAACCAUCACGGAAGAAGCUACCGCAAUUCGACAGUUGAUAGACGAACGUGUGAACAAUAUGGAGAAUGAGUUCACGAAUAUGCUAGUGGAGAUCAGCAACAAAUCACUCAUAGGAGAUUCUAUGGACGAAAUGAACACGCAAGUCAACAACAACAAGGUACUGAUUCAAACUUUGGAUGACAAGAUCAAUGCAAUUGGGGAGAUUUGUGUUUCGGGAUGUGUGGGUUCUGGCAAUGCUGAAAGUGAAUCCUCCUCCUCGGCAGCGCCCCCUACUGGUUUCACACACUUUAUGAAGGAUCUACAGCGCUAUAGAAAUGAAUUGGACAACCUAAGUCGCAAGGUACAUGUCAACACGGAACAAGUCAAAGAUCUAGAAGGGGUAAUCGGAAGGCAGCAAUCUAGCAAUGAAAGACACAACAAGAUGGUGGUGGACUUCCAGAAGGGACUGCUUAACUUACAAGACAAUGUAAAGAGUUUAGCUGGAGUUGUUACUGGCUUGAGUGACAAAAUUAACAAAAAUAACCAUGAUAUUCAUGCAUUGAAUUCAACCUGCUGUCAUUUGGGUCAGAGUAGUAUCACAAGGCAAAACUAUGACACAACUCCUGUCACUGGGCAAGAUCCAUUGACUAGUCAGGUGACAUCUAGACUCGAACAAUGUGAGAGGAACAACCAAAAAGUUACAGAUGAUCUUUCAACGGUCAAUAAUCGUGUGUCGGCCUUAGAAAACAUGUGCGGAAGAUUGGAUGGGCUUUCGGAAAAUAUCCAAAAUGUGAAGGCGAGAUUGGAGAAAACUAUUUUAGGGCUUAAAGACAUGGUGAAGAAUAAUGGAAGUCAUGGAGCAGAUCUAACAGAAAUGCAGAGGGCGAUACAGAGCCUCCAGACACAGCUAUCUUCACUGGCCAAACAUGUGUCAAAGGACAUCUCUGCUAGAGAGCCAGGUAUGACGUUGAGACCGGAGCGCCCGUCCUCUUCUCCCACCUCUAACCAUGGAGUCAAACACAUCCACAUCCCUUUCAUCUUCCCCCCGACCAACCCCAGGCAACCUCCCCGGACCCCCACCCAGGCAGGUCGUCCCACCACAAUCCAGAAGCCCGUUGCACCUGGGCACCCUCUGACUCCCCAGCAGCAAGCAAGCCCGGUCCAACCUGGAUCUCCGGUGAAGCCCUUAGUUCCGGUUCGUCCCGUGGUGGAGACCGGAGAGGCUGGACCCCCUGGAUACGUGCGCAGGGUCACCGUGAGGAGAGGGUCCGAGGACUCAGUCCGCAGAAGCAGCCCACCGCUCACUGGGUUUGCAGGAGCACCAGGUUAUCCCCCUCAGCCUGCAGCACUCAGACCUCAAACCACCAACGGACGCCAAGUUCCUGUGGCAGUGAAGCAGCCAUGGAACCAGUUGUAUCAAGCUAAUGCACCAGUGUCCUUGGACCCCAGCUCCUUCUCAGAGCCCUUCUCUUUCUCGGUUGGACUCACUCAGGUUCCCUUCACUAGAGACUUUGGCCUGAUUCGCUUCAACAGGGUCCUGGUGAACGACGGGGGGCACUACAGUCCACACACAGGGAUCUUCACUGCUCCGGUGGACGGUCGAUACCUGAUCUCCGGUUUACUGACAGCUAGACCAGGCGACCAAUUCGAAGCGGUGCUCUCAGUCUCCAACCGAAGCGUCCAGAAACUGCAAACUUCCACCUCUUUACCUGCAGUACCUGGAUCGACCACCGGCGGGAGCUGUGGAGGCUGUGGAGGUUCUGUGUCUUUCAGCGUAAUCCUACCCCUCAGGAAAGGAGAACAGGUCGGGUUGGUUCGGACGAGAGGUCAGCUCGCAAUGACACCAGCUAGAGAAGUCCUAUCAACGUUUAGUGCGAUUUUUCUCUACGCGCCGCAAGCCAAAAGAUAGCCACGGUUAAAUCAACAACGAGGGACGAUUAUGGACUUAAAGGACACAUAUUAUGCUUUCUCAUGGCGGUAAUUCUCCUUUAAACAUGUUUUGUCAACUUGGGACAAGUAUUUCACAUUUGAAAAGUCUGCAUUUGGAAAAUAUACUUACACACAACAAAAAUUACACCUCUGCUUCCAAUGGGAUAUUUAGGUGUCAGAACUUCCUCUGAUGUCAACAACGGGAAUGAACAAUGGGGAAAUAAACCUGACUGCAAUGCUAAUAGAGCCAUGUUUGUUGUGAGUUGGGUGAAGGUCUAUGGGAUUAAAAAUGGUGCAGAAGAUAUCCGGAAUUUUACCUGUGACACAACAAUCUUGGCAAAAUGCAAACAUUUUUGAGUGCUGAGAGAAGACCACUUUGAAUGAAUGGAUCCAUGAAACAAGAGUGAAUGAAGUAAAGUACAACUACUGGUGUGUUUUUGAUGAGGGGACAAGAAUAUUACAUGAUUGAAAGCUCACAAAUUUGCAUAAUAUGUGUUCUUUAAACUGGAGCGACUGGACUGGAGGACAUGUAGCAGAGACCAUUACGCCCAACGGGAGUGUGGACAUCUCCAGUUCUUGAUGUUAAAAUGUAUUUACUUCACACCUGUAGUGACAAAGCAGGAUUUGUGCCUAAUAUAUUGGAUAACCUUUUUGUACCUACUGUAUUGUAAAUGUUUUGUUUAUAAAUUAAUAUGCAAAAAUAUUUUAUUUUGUGAAAAAAAAAUACUACUUGUAAACACAAAGAAUGCCAAAACCUGCCCAUGAAAGUGACAUGUGGGGUGAAUGGUCAACAUUUGGGACAUCUAGUGGUCAAAUUCACAUUCCAAUAAUUCAAUAUCUUCAGUAUUAAAUGUGCAUUAUGUAACUUUUUUAGGUGAAGGAACUGACCCCUGUCUGUAUGGCGAUUGUAUUACCAUAAAGAAUGUCUGAAAUGUUCCACAGUAUGACUUUAAAACUCAUCUUGUGUAGGGCUGGGUAUCAUUAAGAAGUUGCCAAUAUGAUACAUAUCUCGAU